This is a messenger RNA of Ceutorhynchus assimilis (cabbage seed weevil), 1848 nucleotides long. The record is from the annotation of a GenBank genome assembly. Lineage: Eukaryota; Metazoa; Arthropoda; Insecta; Coleoptera; Curculionidae.
AUGAUGAAAUUGCUUACAAAAGGGAACAUUUUUGGGGCCACUAAAUGUCACAUGUAUUCAGUGGAGUGGCAAAAGAGAGUUCUCCCUCACAUUCAUAUCCUCCUGUGGCUCAAUGAGAAGUUAAGACCGGAAUCAAUCGAUGACGUAAUAAGAGCGAAAAUUCCUGAUCCAAAUGUAGACCCGGCUCUUUAUGAAAUCGUAACAACCACAAUGAUCCAUGGCCCUUGCGGAACUCUCAAUAGAAAAUCACCUUGCAUGGUAGAUGGUUUUUGUACAAAAAAAUUUCCUCGCCCAUUAUUGACAGAAACACAAACAGGAGAUGAUGGCUAUCCUAAAUAUCGCAGGAGAUCUCCGACGGAAGACGGCUUCACUGCAAUGUUAAACGGUUAUGAGAUUGAUAAUCGGUGGGUUGUACCUUACAAUCCCGUCCUGUCUCGCACCUUUGCAGCCCAUAUAAACGUUGAGUACUGUAAUUCUGUGAAAUCCAUUAAAUACGUCUGCAAGUAUGUAAAUAAGGGAUCCGAUCAAGCAACAUUUACUGUUCAAAAUUUAGAUGAAGUGGCAAGGUACGAAACAGGACGAAAUAUAAGCAGCACAGAAGCCGCAUGGCGCAUUUUUUGUUUUCCAAUUCAUGAAUGGUAUCCUCCUGUUGUUCAUCUCGCAGUACAUCUGGAAAAUGGACAGAGAUUGUAUUUUACAGACACUAAUGUACUUGAUAAAGUAAGUAAUCCCUCCAAAACCAUACUCCUGGCAUUUUUUGAUUUGUAUCAAGUGGACGCUUAUGCAAAAACUCUUCUGUAUCAUGAGGUUCCUGCUUAUUAUACUUGGAAAAGUAACACAUUUCACAGAAGAAAACAAGGACAACCGGUACCUGGCUAUCCUGGGGUAAAAAAAGAUCACGUACUAGGUAGAGUGUACACCAUUCAUCCUGUGAGCAAUGGCGAGUGCUAUUACCUGCGCUUGCUAUUGCACAAAGUUCGAGGACCCACAUCGUUUGAUGAUCUCAAAACUACAUGCGGAGUAUUGCAUCCAACUUUUCAAGCGGCAUGUAGAGCACUUGGAUUGUUAGAGGAUGACGCUCAUUGGGACCGCUCUCUAGAAGAAGUUGCGAUAUGUCGAUCUCCCAGAAUGAUACGUGAACUGUUUGCAAUCCUAAUAGUUUUCUGUCAACUCUCUGAUCCUAACAUUCUAUGGGAAAAACACCGCGACAGUUUAUCAGAGGACAUUAAAAGGCACUCAGAAAAAUCAUGUGAUGAUAUUACAUUGAUUCGAGAAAAUAUUUAUAAUCAAUGUCUCAUACUUAUCGAAGAGAUUGUUAUAUUAGUGUGUGGAAAAACUCUUUCACAAUGUGGCUUAGCUUCAUCAACACGAGUUCAAGAUUCUAUAAUUAAUAAUAGACAAUACCUAGCAGAAUUAUCAUAUGAUACCUAUCAACUUAAUGAAAUGGUCGUGGAAAACAGAACAAAACUAAAUAUGGAUCAAAGAAAAGAUUAUGACAAAAUAAUGGAAAGUGUUACAUCAGAAUCUGGUGAUUUGUUCUUCCUCGACGCUCCAGGUGGUACUGGUAAAACAUUUUUGAUAAAUUUAUUGCUGGCUACUGUAAGAGGUGGCAAAAAUAUAGCGAUUGCAGUCGCUUCUUCAGGCAUUGCUGCUACAUUGAUUGACGGAGGUAAAACAGCUCACUCGGCCUUUCAACUGCCUCUUAAUCUGAAUUUUUGUGAAGUCCCAUUAUGUAACAUACCGAAGCAAAGUGAUAUGGCAGAAGUAUUGCGGAAAGCCAAACUUAUUGUAUGGGACGAGUGUACGAUGGCCCACAAAAGGAGUGUUGAGGCUGUUUCGGUUUGGUAG